GCAAAAGAAGAUGGAGGCCGUGACAAGCAGUGUGUUGUUUCCGUGCAUAAUGUAACAACGGUUUACAUAUAGUUUGCAACUAAAGACGGGCAGUGAUACAAUUUAUAACAACGGUGGUGUAUUUCGUAUAAUGCUAGUGUAAUAUGAAACAAAAUGACAACGCAAUCCAAUAAACUACCAACUAUUUCUGGUCAAAGAGUAUAUGAAGGCAGGUUCUUUGACAGAACACCGCAAUGCUUGGCUGUAAGUUUACUCACAAUUUUUAAUUUUAAAAAAGGAUAUUUCUACUUUUAACAUCCAAAAUAAAUAUUUUAGCCUUAAAAUUGCGGUUUAUAAUUUGAUAAAUAAUUAUAAAAUAUCUUUAUAAAUUUGUUUUUAAUAGGCUGGAAAACUGACUGGCAUGGGACAAUCUACUGAGCAGUGUCUUCGUCCUAAAGAUGAAAGGGUAAAUUCUUAAAGGCAAAAGACUUUAAAAUGUUUGAAUAGUCAAUUUUAACCCUUAGAUACCCAUGCUGGGAAGUAUACCAACCCCAAUUAUUUUUUUCUUACGCUUUUACCCUAGGCUGGGGUACUGCAUUAUAUAAGACCACUCACUGUAAAAAUUAUAAUAACAAUAAUAAUUAACUAAUUUAGUAGCCUAUAGGCAUAGGCAGCAUGAUAUAUCUAGUCAAAUCUGGUACACAUUCUCAUUAAUCUCACUCUACCAUGGAUGAAAGUGUGACUUAGGAUGAACAAGAACUAGAGAAUUGGAUCAAAUUUGUUUCAUAGAUUUUUUUAUAGACUGCAUCACACUUUUCUGUCCAGACUGAAGUAUGGCAAAUUAUAUUAAAAAUCAUGAACAAUUUAUAAUUAUUGAAUUAUGAUAAAUUACAACCUAACAAAGUAUACAUCAAUAACAAUUUUAAUGGCAGUGCCUAAAGUAAAUUUGCCCAAGUAAUUAUGAGAUGAGAAAUGGUGUGAGUAAUUUAGGAUAAGGGACCUUAGGCUUAAAUAAGUAUACAAUAUAAUGUUUUGCUUCUAAAGAUGACAAAUAAUGAAGAUACCAAGCCUUUACUAAAAUAUGGCCCAUGUCUAAAUCAGUAUGGUACAUCUGGUGAUCAAUUUUAUUGUUUAAAAUUAUCCUAUUUUUUGUAUUUAAAAUAAUUUUAUCUAUGAUAAAAAUCAAAUAGCAUUAAAAUAAAUAAGAUUUAAGUUUAGAGGAAUUUUGUUAAAAUAUUUAAUAUUAUUCAUAAACAUUAAAUUCUUUAUCAGCACCAAUAUACUCAUUUUUAAUAGCCUCCAUCUCCGGAAACAGUACGAAAAUUUCGAGCUACAUUUCGGCCUGAUGCUGGACAGAUGAGGAUCUUCUAUGGCACAGCAUAUGAUCCACAACGCCAGUGGGCAGUAGAGAUGACUCAUGGAGUUAACACUGAGCCAACCACCUCACUUAAGCAAAUAGUCAAUCCAGAUCCUAAAACAUUUUUUCAACAAAGGAAAAUAGAUAGGUCAUUUUCCAACGACUUAGCUAAUUUUUUUGCUAAAAUUAGACAUUUUUUUAAAAAAUAAUUUUAUUUUAGUGUUAAAAUUCCCUAGAGAAAGUAAGAUGUUUAACACAUUUGGCUUAAGUCAUAAUAAAAGAAGGAACAUUAAUAGAAGACUUAAUGUUUAAAUUUGUUGUAAAUCAUAAAGAUUUAUUAUAAAAGACAUUUAAUGAAUAAUGAUUGUUGAUUUAUUCUUCUCAAACAAAUAGUGUGUAAUUAUUAUUCUGCAGGGAUGAAAAUAUUUACUUGAGUCAUAAUCGUGCACCACUAGGAAGAUCUUAUGACCAAAGACCUGGUUUGCCAAAAUGUCUUGAUCCUGAGACAUUUACAUUUGGUCUGCCAACAGAGAUGGGUAAGUAAAAAAUGGAAAUUUAAAUUUUAAUUCAUAAGGUUAUAUCUCCAUAACACUUCUGUGAAACAAAAAUUUAACAAAUUUUAUUACAAAAUAUCUCUUUUUUUUUUCUUUUUUUUUUGCAUCAAUUAUUUAAAUAUUUGAGAGUGUAAUUCAAAUCUUUAUUCUAAUAAAUGUUCACAAUUCCUAACUACUUCAGAAGUGGGAGCUGGUGGCCUAAUAAACCCCAACAAAAAUUAUGAGCAAGUUUUUAGGGAAGCCACAGAGGGACAUGACCUUUAUGUGAAAUCACAUGCUGAUUACUAUCCACGAGAGCGUGUCAAUCGCAGUUACAGCAGUCCAAACUUUCACCCUCAGGUGAGCAUGUUUUUAUUCACUAGAAUCAUAGACAAAUUCAAGAUUACAUUUCACAAUAACCAUGUCCUUAUUAACUAACUAACUUAAGAAAAUCAGCGAACACCGAGCCCUUGUAGGCUCAUAUGGUCCUCCCCAACGCACCACCCCUCCAACCAAAUCGGCCGUCAACCACUCCCCCAGUGGUCUUUAUUCCGAUCGGGCCGCGAAGCGACACGCCAGGGACGCUCGGCCCCUAAGACCGCCACACCCGACCUCCACUCGAUUGGCCGCUUAGUGUGGCAGCCCCAGAGAAGAAACACCUGGCCAGCCGGAUUGCUACUCACGCAGCAACAGGGCCGGGCUUUCUAAGGGGUUGGGGUGGAUAUUUAACGUCUCUAAAGUCCCCCCUUACCACCCCGGGGGGACCGCGUAGUUGUUUAAGACCGACGCCCUCUACUAGGGUUUGUAUGGUUAUUCUACGGCGCGACUAAUUCACACCGUAGAUGGGAGAGAGAGGUUGCCUUGGAGCAGUACCCUCAAGACUGCAUAUUUAAAAUCACCGGUGAAAGGUUGCCACACACCUUCACCUCAUAUCCAUACGGCAACUGUAAUCAUGUCCCAACCUGUUUCUGCGUUUAGUAAAAUAAUUCGACUGCACUUGGUGGGAAGCCAUGCAAUCGUGCUUGUUCUAACGCAGUCUCCGUGCGUUACCUUUGCCUUUCAGCGCGGGUCCCCUACACGGUGGUACUGUUCCCCGGGUAACGCUUCAGGGGGUUCGUGGCGAGCGCCUCUUUAUCAACAUGUCAAUAACUAACAUGACGACAAGAGCCCGGGGCCCCAUGUCCUAACUAAUCUGUUUACCUGCAUCUGCUGCCAGAUAACUUAUACAUUUAAGUUAGCUCAUCAGGAGUUUAAUGACUUCAUUUUGUUAGUCCUGAGACGUCUAAACUUGUUAUAACAAGAGAAAACAAUGAAAGUGGCUACUGAACAUACAAAUAAUGGGAAGGGAAUAUAGAGUUAGAAGAUGUAUGGGCUUCAUGGAGUUCAUGCUUCAAGCUAAAACCAGCCGGAGUGAAUAGCUCAAACCUACUUUAAGAUCUCUUCAACACACUUUCCCUCAUCCUCUGUAUCCAUCUUGUAUUCACUCUCCACCUUGGGCCAAAGAUUAGAAAACUUGAAUUGGUUGCAUCUCAAGAUGUAACAUUAAAGUGUAUCCUGAAGCUGUGAUGAGGAAAUUGUACAGAGUUAUUCAUAUUUAUAUCUUCAUUUCCAGAAACGUUAUGGUUUGCCAACUCCUCACUGCAAUGAUGGUAAAAAAGCAAAGGAAACCCUCAUGUGGUUGCAGGAAACUCAGGCAGAUAAGGCAACAAAAUUUGUCAAUAAACGAUUGGAAGACUUUAAAGAAAAAUUUCAACCCCAGCUAGGAAAAGUGCUUGAUCCGUAAGAUUCUAAAGUUGUUAAAGAAUGUAUUUUCAGAAGUAUGACAAUCAGUCUGUUUUAUUGAUCUUUUUUCAUAUCAAAGGCAAACUUUAAGUUUUAGAAUAUUCAGAGAUAAGCCCUAUUGAUAAGACCGAUAAAUAUUUAUUUCAGCAAUGGCAAAUAGGGUCAAAUGUGAAACUCAUUGAAAGGAAAUAUAAAAUUUCAUAGGCUUUCAGAGGAAACCAUUACUUUAAUCUUCAGGUUAAUCAUGAUCACCAUUUUUCUUACACUUAAAAUUUAUUUUACCUUGAAAAACGUGUAUAAUUUUUUUCCUGACAUCAGAAUCAAAGACACAAUGAAUGUUCCGCCUGAUCAUACUUUUGGAGCCCUGCAUCACCCAGACCCUUAUGGUGCAGGGGAUGUCAUACAUAAUCGCAAGCCAGACAACAUUUUACGUGGGAAGGAGAGUCAGAGGGCAGUUGUAGCCGCGAUAAGACAGCAGCUGAAAAAACUUAAUUAUUACCAUUUCAAUAACCUCCUUGAAGCUUUCAGGUUUUAUGAUCAGGUAUUCUGGGAAAUUGAUAUAAUUUUUCUAUGAAAUAAAGUAACCUAAGAAAAAAAAUCAGACAGAAAGAUGCUUAAGGAAAAAUUAAUGAUGAUACUUAAUGAAAUAUAUAUUUUUGAAGAGAAAAUCAAUCAUUCACUCAUUUUUUAAUUUUCAUCAUAAAAAUAAUCCUCCGCAGGAUGGCAAAGGGAAAAUCACUCUCUCCAACCUGCACAAUGUUUGUGUCAAAUACCGUCUCCCUGUGGACUUUGAUAUGCUAGAAAAAGUUCUAGAUUAUUGUGAUGUGGAUAAAGAUGGAAUGAUCAACUACAUUGAGUUUUGUAAUUUUCUAAAUUGGAAAGAUAAGAUGCCUACAGGACUGGAUGAACUUGGUCGUAAGUUAUUUAAUAAUGUAGAAAUUGAAUUUUAAAAAUGUCAUUUUAUAGUAACUUAACACAUUUAUAAAACAAACGUUUUCUCUGGCCCACAGUAAAUAACAUCAUAAUAAUGCUAGAAAACUUUCUUUAUCAAUUAAGAUGAAAAGGGGUUAAUUAUUGUCUAGACAUGGCUGCACCAUUUUUGAGGACACUCUUUAAAAAGAAUAUGUGUUGACAUAUGUUUUAUUUGCUGCUGAUUUGACAGUUCCGUACAUAUUUUACACAUUUGGUAAAUCAAUAAUCCAACAAAUUUUGAUAGACUUAAAGCCCUCUUAAGAAUAAAACACAAUAUGACCCCCGUGGCACACCGCAAUAAAGAGUUACAAGAAUUUAAAUACCAUUCCCUAACCAAAAUAUGUCAAUAUUUAUACAUGCUUUGCUUCCAUGAAAGUUGUUUUUUUUAAAAGGUUUGAAAUUUAUUUUAAAAUUGUGUCAACCACCAGAAUAUUCUCUUUCAGCUCCCCCCAUGAUGAUAGGCACUGACUACCUACAAAGGAAGGGUCCACCAGAGAAACUAAUUGCUGAAGCAGAUCUGAUUGCCAAGACACCACAAACAACUGAACUGACUACACGAGUCUUAGAGAAGCAGAUAGACUUUAAUGUGGGCAACCAUAGUACCAGCAAUGCCAUGUAUAAUGCAGUCAUAGGACCAGGAGGCAUUAACUCAAGAUGUAAGUCCAAAAAAUUAAACAAAAACAAUACUGUCCAAUAUGUUUAUUUAUUGUCUAUUUUUUUACUAUAAUAAUGUAUUUUAUUUUUGAUUAUAUUAAUUAACCAGCUUCCAUUAUUUUGUAUCUAUUUCAAUCAGCAUUUCGCACCUAUGGGGUUCCUUCUGUACGUUCUGAUCUACGAGCACCUAAAAUCAAAAGAAUUCACGACCGCAUAAAUUAUGGGGAUGAGUCCUACGUAUAUGGUUUGAUGUCUCCAUCCAUCUUUAGUCAGCGUGGUGUUUUUGAGAGGGAUUUACUACAGCCCAGAACUUUUGAAGAGGUUUGUUUGUCAGUACACAGUUUUUGUAUCCAAAUAUUGAUGAUGAUAUUCAAUGCAGGUUAAUUUAUCUGUAUAUUUAGCAAUCAAAUUCAGAAAGAAAGAAAUUAGAUUUUCUUUGUAUUCAUUUUAAAACCUUAACCUUGUGUAGACCUUUGGGCUAAUAUAGAAAUGUUGAUUUCAACUUAAAAACAGAAUAGAUAAUGUUAAUAUAUGAACAACUAAGUGAUGGAGAAGAGAUUUUCUUUUCUCUGUUUAGAUCAAGUCCAUCUUUACAAACAUUGGGGUCAGGAUGACAGGCGAGGACAUGGAUAAAGCUUACAAAAUGGCAGCACAGGGCCAUCCAAAAGGUCAUGUGAGUGUUGAAUCCUUCCGGAACCUGUUAGAUGAUAUACAAGUUCAGCAGAUCAAAGCUGGUGUUCACCCAAUGGCACUAGGGGAGGCACAGUUAUUUUAAUUAGGGUCAGUAAACAAAUUAUGUCUUAAAAAAUAUAGCAAGUAACAUGUUUUUAUGUUACAUUUACAAUAUUACAGUAUUGAUUGAAUUCUGGAGAUUCAUUAGGCUGAUGUUACAUUUAUAAUAUUACAGUAUUGAUUGAAUUCUGGAGAUUCAGUAGGCUGAUGUUACAUUUAUAAUAUUACAGUAUUGAUUAAAUUCUGGAGAUUCAGUACGCUGAUGUUACAUUUAUAAUAUUACAGUAUUGAUUGAAUUCUGGAGAUUCAGUAGCCUAAUGUGACAUUUAUAAUAUUACAGUUUUGAUUGAAUUCUGGAGAUUCAGUAGGCUGUUUAAACAUUUCAUAUUAUUUUGUUAGCUUUAGUUAAAAGAUUAACUGGGCUUAAAUAUUUGAUAACUGCAAAUGUAUAUUUUUAUAGGGGUUAUACAGAAUGAAAGACAUAUUCGAAUUAUACAAUUCUAAUCUGUUUAUGGAACUUAUUACAUCUUUUAUUAUAGUAUUACUGAAUCCAAGAAAGUAUUAGAUGUGCAACUUCCGUUUUCAAAUUAAAGUCUUUUAUAAAAUCAGUAUUGCUGAUAAAAAUGGGGUAAUUCAUAUAAAAUUAAUACCUGAAAUGCAUAUUCAUGUUUUAACAUGUAAAAUCAAAUUAUGAUUUAAAAAACAUCAAUUUGUGCAAAAUUUUUGUUUCAAGUCCAUAUGUUUCAAAUUCAUAUAAUCCUAGAUUUAUAUAUUGUAAAAAUUUGUUGACAUAUCAUUUUCAAGCAUUAUAACAUUUUUGUGGUGUUGUCUUUACUUAUUAUUUAAUGAUGAAUACUUUAAAUGAGCUGAAUCUCUAUUAAAUGGGAGGCCCAAACCUGGACUGGCUCAAUAUAUAGGAUCAAAUUAUUCAGAUAAGAUUAAAUUUUGUAUCUUUAUAUGAGUAAAAAUAUAGAAAAGCAUUAUUAGGCCAAGACUCCGAGCACAUGCAGUUAAUUUUUUAAUUAAUUUAAUCAUGAAUUAAUGGUUUAACAAGGGCUUUCUAGAACUGUAUGAUUUAUUUUCUAAGCAUUCAUAACAUAAUAUAUCUUGCUAGUACUAGGGAAAUUACUGUAAAAAUUCACUAUUCUUUACCACCAGAAUUGAAAGUUGUCUGACUGGCUGGCAAUAUUCAAAACACAUUUUGUCACAGUUUUGACAUGUUUGAUAGAAGGAAAUAUACAAUAAAUACUGGCAAUGCAACAAUAGAUAUUUUUUAAGACUUGCUUCGUUUUAAAUGUAUAAUUUGUUUAAUAAGAUGACCUUCCUUUAUUUUACCUAAAUACUGGCCCAGUAUAAUUUGCUUAAUAAGAUAACCUCGCUUUAUUUUACUUAAACACUUGCCCAGUUUAAUUUGUUCAAUAAGAUAACCUUCCUUUAUUUUACUUGAAAACUGGCCCAGUAUUGGUUCUAUGCACAGGUUUUACUUCAUUUUAUUGACAGCACCUUUGUUUUUCUUGAUUAUUAUCACAAUGAAUAUGCCUUUUGGUAAUAACAGAAGUAAAGUUUUGAUAUCAUUUUACCUUUGAACAACAACUUUGUACCUGCUCCAUGUGAUCAUCUCUGACAGUAUUAUAACCACACAGCAGUAUUAGAAAUAUUGUUUACUUACUCUCAGCAUUAUGUUUGAUUUUAAAAUAUUUUUUUUAAAAUUAAAAAUUAAAUACUGCUAUCAGAGCACAAAUAAUUGUAUAACACCCACACAUGCUUCCAAUGCUAUUCUUGUAUUUAUCCUAUGUCAGUUGUCUAUUGCCUUCAUUGAUCAAAGAAAAUGUUUGCCUUAUAUUUCAAAUCUGCUCCAAAUCUAUGCAAUUUUAUCAUGAGAUUAAUUCAUUCCAGAGUAUUUAUUUUUAUAUGGCUAAAAUUUAUUUAAUGGUCUCAUUGUAUACAUCGGUAGAUUGAUUAGCUGUCAUGCAUGUUAAGCUGAAAUUUGAAGAAUGGCCUGAGUUAUGUUUAAUAUGGUUCAUCCCUGCUUAAUUUUAUCAUUAAAAAUUUCACAAUUUUUAGUAUUUUGAUUGCGAACUAUAAAAUAAACAAUCUAAUCAACAUAUUAUAAAAAAAAAUAUUUAUUGAUUAGACUGAAAUUUUGUUGUGAUUUAGUAUUUAUAAUUUUUGGCCUCUGAUUUUAGCAUUUUAUAACCGCCCCUUACAACUGUUAAAUGAAAUAAUUCCCAGUGUUUAAACAAUGAUCAUAGAUUAUGGAUAUUAGAAUGGUUAUUUGUGACAUAAAAUUUGUAACUGUUACGAUUUCCAACUCACCAAUAUGACACCUGUCAGCAUUAUUAUUUAAUUAAUCAUUUUUUCUGAAAGAUAGUAGUUUUCUUUGUUUGAUUGUGAAAUAUACAACUACAACAUUUACUUACUUAGAUCGAAAAUACUUGAUAUACCUAUAACAAGGAACGGAGGGCCUCCAAUACUUGAUAUACCUAUAACAACAAGUGGAGGGCCUCAGAUACUUGAUAUACCUAUAACAACGAGCGGAGGGCCUCAUAUGUUUGAUAUACCUACAACAACGAGCGGAGGGCCUCCAAUACUUGAUAUACCUAUAACAACGAGCUGAGGGCCUCCAAUACUUGAUUUUAUCUGUGAUAUAUUUUUUUGACCAGGUUUAUGAAAAUAUUUAAAUGAAUUAAAAUUUGUGAAUACAUCGGC
Molecule: messenger RNA, 8718 nt
Organism: Lymnaea stagnalis (great pond snail)
Lineage: Eukaryota; Metazoa; Mollusca; Gastropoda; Lymnaeidae
Source: the annotation of a GenBank genome assembly